AUAUUGUUGGAUACCAUCAAAGCCCGUUCACACACAUUCCGACUGUACGCACAUACUACAACAAGUUUCUUCGUACGAAAUUAUAUUUAGAGGAUAUAAAAACAUAUAUUUUAUUCUACUGUUUUAACUGUUUUUUUCGUUUGAUUUGGCUUUUGGAAUAUUCGAUUAUCAAGGCGUAAACAUUUCAUAGAUUAUUGUGUUUUUGUUUAUGUGUUAAUUAACUCAAGUAAUUGGCAGAUCCUAGGGUAAGGACGAAUUUCUAUAUUGUUUUAUAAUGUUUACUACAGAUAAAUGGAUGUAGUUAGCUUUAAUAUUUAGAAAGAGAGAUAUAAAAUAGGCUGACAUUCUCCUAUAUUUCUCUUUGAUAUUAUAGUCCUUAUGUAUUAUUUUCUUCGUCUUCCUUUUACAAUGUCUUAGUAAGUGAGUAAUGGAAAGGUAAAGUACAACAAUAUAAGAAACAUGAUCUUAACGAAGGACUUUGGAACAUUAUGGAUAGCUCAGGCGAAAAUUGUAGCUGAUUUUUAUGUCAAUUUAAUUCAAUGGCAAGGAAAUUCUAGGGAACAUGACGGAGAUGUGUGCGAUGGUGGAGCUUUUAUUACUGGUAGUAAGAAAAAGUGUGAUCCCAUCUUUCAAGUUUGCUUCUCCAAAUUAUCUGAAAAUAAGAAAACAUGCUCUCUAGGGCGCAAAACAACGUCCGAACAGAAUAAUCGCUAUAAAGUUACAAGAUUCAGUGGUCUUCAGCCUUAUAAGAUACAAGUUAGAGAUAAAUAUCAGGGUGGAGUAGUUGUAGACAUAGAUGUUCACGAUCACGAUAGCUACAAUAAUGAUGAUUUGGUUGAUAGAUUUCACUUCGAUUUAAAGACUGCUGCAAAUGGAGAAAAGAGAAAAUCAUCAUUCCGGGGGAAGUAUUAUUAUAAUACAAGAAACACUAUCGAAUUAGAAUUUUGGGUAAAGUGUCGAACAAACUAUUAUCAUACUGACUGCUCUGUCUUUUGUAAAAGAGAACGAAACAGCAAUUUUGACUGUGAUUCGAAAACGGGUAAGAAAUUGUGUCAUGCUGGCUGGAUAGGUGAAAAUUGUGAACAAGAUAUAAAAGAAUGUGACUCGAAUCCAUGUUUAAAUGGAGGAACUUGUUAUGAACCACAAAAGGCAAUGUUUGAAUGCGCUUGUACCGACCAAUUUGUUGGUAAAACUUGCGAAAGUCAUGUAUGUGAUUUGCAAAAUCCUUGCUUAAACAAUGGUACUUGCGUUGAAAACUUGAAAUGUUCCUGUCCGCGUGUCUACACCGGUGAUAAGUGUCAAACUCAUGUUUGUGAUGCUAAAUCCUGCUUGAAUGGUGCUGUUUGUAAUCGGACAAAUGGUAUGUGUAUUUGUAGUAAGGCAUAUUUUGGUGAACUAUGCGAAAAGGAUGCCUGUAAGGAUAAAAAUGAAUUGGGUCAUCCAUACGUUCCCUGCGUACAUGGAGUAUGUAAAGAAGGGAGCUGUAUUUGUAUUUUUGGAUUUGGUGGUACUUAUUGUAACAUACCGAUUUCAACAUCACCAAAUAGUGCAAACUCUUUUGCUCCAAAUCAAAAAGAAAAACUUUACAAAAAUGAAUCAUCUGUUAUUUCUAAGCACUGCCUGAUAGUUUACAGACGUCGACAAGCAAGAAAGUUACCACAAGAACAAGUUCAAAAUCAGGCUAAUUUAAAUCGAGAACACUUUGAUGUAGAUGUGAUUAACGCUUGUAAUCCAGUUUUUGAUGCGGAUGGAGCAUGUUCGGCUGGUCCUAAUGGUAUAGGAGGGGGAGGAGCUUGCAGCACAAAUUUUUAUUCAGAUGCGCCCAAAGCUUUAGAAGCUAUGGGUGAAAAUCCUUACGCGGAAGUCGCAGAAUGCAAAUUGAGAAGCCUUCAAUCUCAAAUUGACGAUCCAAAUGUCUAUGCAGUUUUACCAAGCUCUAGCCUCCCACCUCCUCUACCCAGCAGGCAAUUUAGCACCACUCCCCUUUCGCCUAACGUUGAAGCUUAUCAAUCGCCAAACGUGCUUAGGUUACCAACAUACGACGAUGAUGGUCCUCCCCCACCGUACUCUCUCGAAAAGCCAACUACAGAUGCUUGA
This is a messenger RNA of Dimorphilus gyrociliatus, 2097 nucleotides long. The record is from the annotation of a GenBank genome assembly. Lineage: Eukaryota; Metazoa; Annelida; Polychaeta; Dinophilidae.